Messenger RNA from Mastomys coucha (southern multimammate mouse), 1011 nucleotides. It is a transcript of the gene Rras, whose product is annotated as RAS related. The record is from RefSeq and is a predicted model, not a curated record. Gene Ontology annotation, molecular function: GDP binding; GTPase activity; GTP binding. Gene Ontology annotation, cellular component: plasma membrane. The transcript has 6 exons. Gene Ontology annotation, biological process: signal transduction. The coding region runs from base 72 to 728 and encodes 218 amino acids. NCBI's taxonomy places the organism in Eukaryota, Metazoa, Chordata, Mammalia, Rodentia, Muridae.
AGCAUAACCCACCCCUUGGUCUCUCCUGACUCCCCCUAGGCUGUAGUGGCGGCAGCAGCAGCGGUGGCGACAUGAGCAGCGGGGCGGCGUCCGGGACUGGGCGGGGGCGGCCCCGGGGCGGGGGGCCGGGACCCAGGGACCCUCCGCCCGGCGAGACUCACAAGCUGGUGGUCGUAGGCGGCGGCGGCGUGGGCAAGAGCGCGCUGACCAUCCAGUUCAUCCAGUCCUACUUUGUGUCUGACUAUGACCCCACCAUUGAGGAUUCCUACACAAAGAUCUGCACUGUGGAUGGCGUCCCUGCACGGCUGGACAUCCUGGACACCGCGGGGCAAGAGGAAUUUGGUGCCAUGCGGGAGCAGUACAUGCGUGCUGGCAAUGGCUUCCUGCUGGUGUUCGCCAUUAAUGAUAGGCAGAGUUUCAAUGAGGUAGGCAAGCUCUUCACUCAGAUUCUCAGAGUCAAGGACCGGGAUGAUUUCCCCAUUGUGCUGGUUGGGAACAAGGCAGAUCUGGAGACCCAGCGCCAGGUCCUCCGAUCUGAAGCCUCCUCUUUCAGUGCUUCCCACCACAUGACUUACUUUGAGGCCUCAGCCAAACUGCGUCUGAAUGUCGAUGAGGCAUUUGAGCAGCUGGUGCGCACUGUCCGGAAAUACCAGGAGCAAGAACUCCCUCCUAGCCCACCCAGUGCUCCCAGGAAGAAGGAUGGAGGGUGCCCCUGUGUCCUGCUGUAGCCAAAUAGCCUCAAGCAACCAGCACAAGCUCUCGGGACCAGCUGCCUCACACUUGCUGUGUGGCCCAAGGCUCUCUUUGGAUGAGCUUCAGUUUCAUCCUCUGGGUUCCCCAGGACACACUACACCUUCUUACCUUUACUUCCUGGCCUCCUGGGGCUGCCACUGUGUGCCUUCUGUCAAUACCUCCUCCUUUCCCCCACAAGACCCUGGUAGGGUGAGGAGCAUCUUGUCACUGUUGUAUAUAAGUCCUAUCUUUCAGAAAAAUAAAUAUCACUGCCAAUGA